Messenger RNA from Cynara cardunculus var. scolymus (artichoke), 1966 nucleotides. RefSeq names its product nucleobase-ascorbate transporter 6-like. Gene Ontology annotation, biological process: transmembrane transport. Lineage: Eukaryota; Viridiplantae; Streptophyta; Magnoliopsida; Asterales; Asteraceae. The record is from RefSeq and is a predicted model, not a curated record. The transcript is spliced from 15 exons. Gene Ontology annotation, cellular component: plasmodesma; membrane. Gene Ontology annotation, molecular function: transmembrane transporter activity. Bases 90 to 1682 code for a protein of 530 amino acids.
UACUCCUCCAUGUGGGUUGCUUGCUCAAAAUCUUUGUCAUUUGUUCUUGAGAUUUAGGGGUUAUACUAUAACUUCACCGGAAAAGAGCGAUGGCCGGAGGUGGUGGCGGAGGAAAAUCCGACGAACCUGCACCACACCCACCAAAAGAUCAGCUUCUUGGUGUUACUUACUGCAUUACAAGUCCACCCCCAUGGCCUGAAGCUAUUCUACUCGGUUUUCAGCAUUAUUUGGUAAUGCUUGGCACGACGGUUAUUAUUCCUACAGCUCUUGUUCCUCAAAUGGGAGGCGGAAACGAGGAGAAAGCGAAAGUCAUCCAAACUUUACUUUUCGUCGCUGGGUGGAACACUUUGCUGCAGACUUUGUUUGGGACUAGGUUACCAGCUGUGAUCGGGGGUUCGUAUACUUUUGUUGCACCCACGAUCUCCAUCAUUUUGUCUAGUCGAUGGAGCGAUCCAGACCCUAUAAAGAAAUUCGAGAAGACAAUGCGUGCAAUCCAAGGUGCUUUGAUUGUUGCUUCAACACUUCAGAUCGUUUUGGGGUUUAGUGGUCUUUGGCGGAACGUUUCAAGAUUCUUGAGUCCGCUUUCGGCUGCUCCGUUGGUCGGUCUUGCUGGUUUUGGGCUCUAUGAAUUUGGAUUCCCCGGGGUUGCGAGGUGCAUUGAAAUUGGGCUGCCUCAACUCCUCAUCGUAGUCAUCUUGUCUCAGUAUCUGUCUCAUGUGAUACAUUCAGGAAAGGCCAUCUUUGACAAGUUUUCGGUUCUGAUCUCCAUUACAAUAGUUUGGAUUUACGCCCACCUGCUUACCGUUGGUGGGGCCUACAAUCAUACGGCACCAAAGACGCAAAUAAGUUGUCGUACUGAUCGUUCCGGACUAAUUGACGCUGCUCCGUGGAUAAGAGUUCCGUAUCCCUUUCAAUGGGGAGCACCCUCGUUUGAUGCCGGUGAAGCUUUUGCCAUGAUGAUGACUGCUUUUGUAGCUCUUGUGGAGUCGACUGGCGGCUUUAUUGCGGUUUCAAGGUAUGCAAGUGCGACUCCUUUGCCUCCAUCAAUUCUAAGCCGCGGUAUCGGGUGGCAGGGAAUUGGCAUUUUGUUGUCCGGCUUGUUUGGAACUGUGACCGGAUCUUCCGUAUCUAUUGAGAACGCUGGCCUCUUGGCCGUGACUCGUGUCGGCAGUCGAAGAGUUGUACAGAUCUCAGCAGGGUUCAUGAUCUUCUUUUCGGUGCUCGGUAAAUUUGGAGCAGUUUUUGCUUCAAUUCCCGCACCGAUUGUUGCUGCUCUGUAUUGCCUUUUCUUUGCUUACGUUGGUUCAUCGGGUUUGAGUUUUCUUCAAUUCUGCAACCUUAACAGCUUCAGAACAAAGUUCAUUCUCGGUUUUUCGAUCUUUCUGGGCUUGUCUGUCCCCCAAUAUUUCAACGAAUACGAAGCGAUCAACGGUUAUGGUCCCGUCCACACUUCUGGGAGAUGGUUCAACAACAUGGUCAACGUUCCGUUCUCAUCCGAAGCUUUUGUGGCCGGUAUCGUGGCGUACUUUCUGGACAACACGCUUCACAGGAACGAUAGUUCGGUAAGAAAAGACAGAGGCAAGCAUUGGUGGGAUAAGUUCCGUUCAUUCCACACCGACUCAAGAAGCGAAGAGUUCUACGCUCUGCCGUUCAAUCUCAACAAAUACUUCCCAGCCGUGUGAUCGGACCAACCAACCAACGACCGUUGUUCUUCUUAGUCAAAUAUAUAUCUAAUUUUGUGGUAAAUUAGUACCCAUUUCUCAAUCAUAUCUCACCAGAAUGAUUCCUAGAACGUUUGCCAAUCAAUAGUCUUUCAUUGCUGUAAAUCUAAUGGGUAAGAUCUGAGAUGGAUCUGAAUCAGAAAGAGAUUAGUUUUGUUGCUUUCCACUUUCUUAAGCACAUUGUCUCCCAACUUUUGUAAUAGAAAUCUUGAUUCCUAAUGGUGCAAAGCUAUUGCUAUAUGGAU